Oncorhynchus tshawytscha (Chinook salmon) is the source of this 8711-nucleotide messenger RNA. RefSeq names its product E3 ubiquitin-protein ligase TRIM71-like. Bases 804 to 3287 code for a protein of 827 amino acids. Gene Ontology annotation, biological process: proteasome-mediated ubiquitin-dependent protein catabolic process; protein polyubiquitination. Gene Ontology annotation, molecular function: zinc ion binding; ubiquitin protein ligase activity; protein binding. Lineage: Eukaryota; Metazoa; Chordata; Actinopteri; Salmoniformes; Salmonidae. The transcript has 4 exons. The record is from RefSeq and is a predicted model, not a curated record.
GAUUCAUUCUGCGCUGGCGGAUGGUCAAGGGAAGCCAGGGGAAAACGCUGGACAUUUGAUCUCAAGAAAGUGCAGCCUUUUAUUGAGCACAACGAAUGCAUCACAGAGAGCAUUUCGUUCAGAGAAGGUAUCAUAGAGGAACAAAUCCUUUUUGGGAGACUGUUCAGCAACUGUUUGGCUAUUUGAUCUUAUGCGCGCAAGUAUCGAGCUAACUUAUUACAUCAAAUGGAUUCAUUAUUUAAUUGUCUUCAACAGUCUCUGUUUGAUGCGCAUGGUUGGUUACAGUUGAACGAGUUGUGAUGGUGGAUUAGAAUAAUUGGGCGGACACUUACUGUUAACACGUUUGUGCGUAAAUGAACAGAGGAAUUGAUAACGAAAACUGGCAGUGGCCCUUCUCUGUGCUUGGGGAGAAUUCGGGUGGGGGACACGCAGCCGAUUUCAUGUUUGCCACAAUAUUGGUUUAUUCCCCGCAGCAUUGACGUAAACAAGAACAUACAACUCUGUAAUAUUAAGUUAUAAUUACUCUCAAAUGUCAAUACGCAAAACACGUAAAAUGUGAGUUAUGUAUGCAAAUAAGGAAGACCCGAAGUUGUUUCUAUUCCAAAGAGCUUUCGUUCACGUUGACUGCCAUUCCAAUUUCCUUCAAACGCACGUCCUUCACCGGCAGACCUAUUUAAUCAGUUACACAUUUUAUUUGGUGUCAGUGAGUGGAUACCAAUUUUGCACAAUAGGAGCAACAUUUAAUACAACCAUUUAAUCGAGUCUAUCGUCAUUGCAUCUAUUUACAAAGGCAACCAUAGGCUAUGUCUAAAUGCGGGUUUAAAGACCCCUAUUCCAAAGCAGUCGUGCAAAUGGCUUCAUUCCCUGACUCCGACUUGACUACAUGCCCCCUAUGCAAACAACUGUGCUGCUCCUCUGCUCCACUCUCCUCCAACUCUUCUACCUCCUCCUCCUCCUCUCAUACCUCAACUAGCUCAUCUACCUCAUCUUCCAGAAGGCUCCACGUCCUCCCAUGCCUCCAUGCCUUCUGCAGGCAGUGUCUGGAGGGCCAGCGGAACCCCGGAGACCCCUUGAAACUCCGGUGCCCGACUUGUGACCUAAAGGUUCUAAUGCCUGUAUCAGGAGUAGAUGCCUUGCCCUCCUCAAACUUUUUAUUUAGCAACAUGUUGGAUGCCGUGGUAAAUUUGUCUGAGGAGCAAAUCAACAAUACUGUUAGCAGCAGGAGCAACAACUUGUCUCACAGACACAGCAGAGAGCCCCUGUGCAGCUCUUGCAACGAGGGCAAUCCCGCUACCUCUCACUGCCGAGACUGCCAGGAGUACCUUUGUAACAACUGCGUAUGGGCACACCAGAGGGUCCGGCUUACCAAAGACCAUUUCAUUGAUAGACUAGUGGAGAGUCUGUUUCACCAACACCUGGGGAACCGAACCAACAACUCUAACAACACUCCUACUGCCACUCUGAGCCGGUCCUCCUUCCAGUCGAGCUACUCUCUGCUGCCUGUCUUUCAGGACAGAGAGCAUGACAAUGCGGUUCUGCAUUUCUUCUGUGAUACGUGCUCCGUGCCUGUCUUUAGGGAGGCCAGUGUGGGUUGUCACUCGGGCCACAGAAUCCUCUACCUCCAGGAUUCCCUGCAGGACUCCAGGACCCUCACCAUCCAGCUGCUGGCAGACGCCCAGCGGGGCAGGCACGCUGUACAGCUGAGCAUUGAGAAAGCACAGACCGUUGCUGAGCAGGUGGAACUGAAGGCCAUGGUGGUCCAGUCAGAGGUCAAAGCCAUCACACAGCGUCAUAAGAAGGCCCUGGAGGAACGAGAGUGUGAACUACUGUGGAAAGUUGAGAAUAUCCGUCAGGUGAAAGCCAAGUCCCUCUAUCUCCAGUUAGAGAAGCUGCACCAGAACCUGACCAAGCUGGACAGCACCAUCUCUACAGUAACCCAGGUCCUAGAGAAGGGCAGUAGUCUGGACCUGCUGCUGGCCAGAGAGAGCAUGCUCCUCCAGAUCACAGAGCUUAAGGCCCUCAGGGAGCUGUUACUGCCGCAGGAUGAUGAUCGCAUCCUGUUCACCACCCCUGACCAGACCUUGCUCCUCGCCAUCCAGUCCCUAGGUCUGGUCAGCUCCGGGGCCUUUGCCCCCCUCACCAAGGCCCAGGGAGAGGGGCUUUGUCGGGGCUUGCAGGGUAAGCAGGCUUCCUUCACUGUGGUGGGGUAUGAUCAUGAUGGAGAGCUCAGGCUGUCUGGUGGGGACGGUGUGUCAGCUGUGGUGGUGGCGUCCGAUGGUAACCUGCUAAACGCUGAGGUGACCGACCAUAAGAACGGGUUGUACACGGUCAGCUACCUGCCCAAGGUAGAAGGAGAACAUCUGGUGUCAGUCCUUAUCUGCAACCAGCACAUCGAAGGCAGCCCCUUUAAAGUGCUGGUCAAGUCUGGCCGUAGCUAUGGAGGUAUCCCCUUGCCGGUGGCCUCGUUCGGCAGGGAGGGGGACGAAGAUGGGCAGCUGUGUCGCCCCUGGGGUGUGUGUGUGGACAAAGAGGGCUACAUAAUCGUAGCUGACCGAAGCAACAACAGGGUGCAGAUCUUCAAGCCGUGCGGUUCCUUCCACCACAAGUUUGGUACGCUGGGCUCCAGACCAGGACAGUUGGACCGACCAGCUGGGGUGGCCUGCGACAGCCAGAGGAGAAUCAUCGUUGCCGACAAGGAUAAUCACCGCAUCCAGAUCUUCACCUUUGAAGGCCGGUUCCUCCUCAAGUUCGGGGAGAAGGGAACCAAGACCGGUCAGUUCAGCUACCCCUGGGAUGUGGCGGUCAGCUCGGAGGGAAAGAUCCUCGUCUCAGACACCCGGAACCACCGCAUCCAGCUCUUCAGGCAGGACGGCACCUUCCUCAACAAGUAUGGCUUUGAGGGGGCUCUAUGGAAACACUUGGACUCCCCCAGAGGCGUGGCCUUCACUCAGGAGGACCACCUGGUGGUGACAGACUUCAACAACCACCGUCUGUUGAUCAUCCGGUCGGACUGCCAGUCGGCCCGCUUCCUGGGAUCAGAGGGAACCGGUAACGGUCAGUUCCUGCGGCCGCAGGGCGUAGCAGUGGACCAGGAGGACCGCAUCGUGGUGGCUGACUCCCGGAACCACCGGAUCCAGGUGUUUCAAACCAACGGUAAUUUCUUAUGCAAGUUGGGGACUCAGGGUAGCAGCUUUGGACAGAUGGAUCGCCCAUCGGGUAUAGCUGUUACUCCUGACGGAAGGAUUGUUGCCGUGGACUUUGGAAACAACCGAAUCAUUAUGUUCUAGGCUAGGCAGUUUGUCUGCUGGUUUGCAAAGAAAGAAACAUUGAAGAGGAGAUUUUGAAACACACCCAUCAGAUGCAAAUGUCUUUGUGAGCAAAUGGAGACGGUAAUAUUGAAACUUUACCUUUUCUCUCAGCUUUACCUCUAUUUUGAAAGAGCAAAUCAAUGUAGAACAUGAACCACUGCCAACAAGGGGUAAUUGUCAUAGGCUGACAUUUUGAACCCUAUAGAAGGCCUUCUGUGACAGUAUCUGGCUCGAUAGUUGUCUUUGCUCCUGAUGUGUGCGUCAAAAUCUCUGAUUUUCUCAGGGAAUUUCUUGCAUUCUUGAAAUACUUCCACUGCAUCAUACCUACCUCAUGUAGCUGGGUAUGAAUGUACUCCUUUAUUAUUUGAUGCAGAGAUUUUGCCAGUGGAGUUUUGAUAAAGUAACUACCUCAAUGCAAGAGAAAAGUAUAGUUAACAUGAAGCAACAUUUGGUUGAUAUUUGCACAGAAAGCGCUCACACAUUUUCUCUAAUUGUUACUGUUGACAUAAAGCGAGUGAAAUCCCAGAAUGUUGCUGAGAACAAUGUAUUUCCUGUGUUACAUACAUGUGGAAACGUGGAGUCAGACAUUUUUUAUAAACUCAGCAACUGUUAUUUUUCCAUUUUGUUUUUAAAUAUGCCUCCAUACCUCUGUAAAACCUUUUUUACCUCAUGUCACAACCACAUAGUACCUCAGAACUCCAGUGUCCUCAGGUCAAUAGUAUGCUGAGUCCCAAAUGGCACCCUAUUCCCUAAAUAGUGCACUACUUUUGACCAGGGCCCAUAGGGCACUGGUGCACUAAAUAGCGAAUAGGUUGUAAUCUGAGACUCGUCCUGUAAAAUGGAUUCUCUCCACAAAAUGGCUGCUGCCAGUUUGCUAUAGGCAGGUUGAAUAUUUGAUAUCAGUGACCAUUGUCAGUUCAGUCAGUCGUGUGAUUUCAGGGAAAAAACAUUUAACAUGGAAUUGACCAUCUUGAAUUGGGUGAAUCAUCAGAAUUGUUAUUUUCUGGGCAUCUAUGAAGAAUUGUGACUUGAAACUACUGGCAAUCAUCAUUGUUGUUAGGAUAUAUUAAUCCUGACAUGUAUUCAUUCAUCUAAGGUGUAUUCAUUCAUCUAACUAGUGCAUUCGGCCACAACAUAGUGAAGAUUAGACAAUGACACAUUGGUGUGGGUUAACUUGGAUUUAAUCUCAACCGUGUCCGAACCGGAGUCUAAAUCUAUUUACUGAUAUCCAUUUAGAAAUCAUUGAAAUCUGUGUAGACUAACUUUCCUAAGAGUAGAGGGGUCUAAGAGUAGUGAAGUUUCAUUCUGAUAUUUUUUGAAGAACACCCUUUCUGCACGUUUGGUGGUUUAGAUUGGCACCCUAAUGACGCUCACAUGUUCCUUUCUUUGUGAUCGUUGUUUGAGAAGUCUAUCGUUGCCUCUGGGCCUCGACUAUGUUCCCGUCAAAGUCAUCCGUUUAGCUUUUUUUCCUUCAAAAUAGAAUGUGUCAAUCAUGGGAAACCGCGAGAAUAUUGUUUUAUCCUGGUGGCAAAUAAAAUAAUUUUAAAAAGUAAGACUGACCAGUAAAUUAAGUGACAGCAUUGAUGUUGAUCUCCAUUGCCUCCAUAGUAUUUUCAAUAGAUAUUCUCCGUAGUAACCCCUAGCUGCUUGUCAGUUGCCUGAUGACCCACUCAUGUAGCCUACAGAUGGCUGAGUAACCAAAGCAAAAGGCUCCACAUAAAUAGAAUUCCAUCAGCUGCUGCUCCCACACCCACAUUCACCAUGAUCUGAACUGUGAUGGCAGGGAGUCUGUUGGUCACAUUAGACGUUGUAACAUCAGUCAGCACAGCAGUUCCUCUCUAUUGUAUGUACCUCUGUCUGAGAGAACAUAACCAAACCAGGUCAUUCAUGGUUCCACAGUGGCUAUUAACUACAGAACAUCAAGAACCAGUAAAAAUGCAAAUGUUAAAAUUGAAUUCAUUUUUUUUUCACCAGCUGUAGCCUACCCUGUGUUAUAAACUAGCUGUUCAUAGCUAUUAAUAUUGUGCUUAUAGCUUGAACUGUUAAAGCCAAGUCCCACUCUCCUCCCUCUGUGUCUCUGACUGUGUCUAAUGGGCCAGUAUUUCCUGUCUGUUGAGCCACAUUGCCGCAAGUGCUGGUUUACGAGGAGAGCUCGGUUCUUUUCCAAAUGGCACACUAAUCCCUAUAUAGUGCACUACUUUUGACCAGAGCUUUAUGAGCCCUGGUAAAUAGUAGUGCACUAAAUAGGGACUAGGUUGCCAUUUGGCACACCUCUGUGAGUUGGUGAGGCACCAUAGCUGUAGGUCUCCAGCUGCUCUAACCCCCAAAAGAGCUGGAAGGCAUGCAGCUCGCCAGACACACCUCAUAUCUCUUUUACCUUAAUAAUCACAGCUGGGUGUACAGUGGGACCAGUGAGACGUUGGGCUCCAGACACUGCUUACUCGGUUACACCCCCUUAAUGAUUGAACCAAAAUGGCCACUUUUUAGAUGUUGAGUUUCCAGGUGUUUUAGUGGAUUAUUCACAUUGACACUGUUCCAGUGUUGUAGCUUGUACCUUUUGUUAUACAGGAGAUAAAUUACACUGUUUCUGGGCCAUUUGUGACCAGCAGGAAAGGCAUUGUGACAAAAACAAAUGGUAUAAAUGGAGGUAAUAAAUAUAACUCUUAUAAAAAUGGCACACCGUCACUGUCAUUUAGUUGUUAAGUAUUUCAUUUUGUCCUUGCUGGUGUGACCCCUGGAAUAUAAAAAAAUAAUGAUAUAUAUUUAACCAGGCAAGUCAGUUAAGAACAAAUUCUUAUUUACAAUGACAACCCACUGUUCCCUGGUAGGACAACUGCCUUGUCCAGGGGCAGAAUGACAGAUUUUUACCUUGUCAGCUCAGGGAUUCGAUCCAGCAACCUUUUGGUUACUGAUCCAAUGCUCUAACCACUAGGCAACCUGCCACCCCAUAUGUACCUCAUUAUACAGAAAGAUAUAGGUAUAAUGUACAUCUUUACCUCGGUAUUACUGAGCUACGCCCAUUACCUCAUUGCUGAACUGUUAAUACCUCGUUGGCAUGGUUGCAUUUUUCAAACCUCAGUUGAAUUACAGUUAGAUGUGUGGUCUUAUAAUGUACUGUUGUUACCCUAAAGAAUGGAAAGGGAAGGCUUGGAGAAGUUAUGAACAGUUUGAUCAAGUAGAUUAAACCGAGGACAAUGCUGCUUCAAAUCCACACUGAUCUGAUGUAUUUUCAGUACAUUGUUGGUUCCUAUAUUGUUCCUAUAGUUUGAACUUAAGUUUGCAGUGAAUGUUUCUUAAAAGACCUCAAGGUCUUGACACUUAGAAGACAAGACUUGUAUAUGUUAAUGCAUGAUUCAAAAAGAAAUUGUGGAAAAGAUUUGUCACUGCUUUUUAAUUAUUUUAGGGUUGUAGUAUGUUAGGUUGAGGAGGAUGGCUUCCUUUGACUAUAAGAUUGUAUCUAUUUUAUGAAUAGCCUUACUGGGCUCAAUCAAGUUACCUCAUCAUGAUGUCAAACAACAACAGAGUUCAAACAGAAAUACAUUUACCUUAAAUAUUUCAGUAUUUUAUUAGGACCCUGAUUAGCUACUGCUGAAGCAGUACAUAACACUAUACUAGUAGAGGACAUUCAACAUGUACUCUGUCUAUACUUCCACAGUGGGAAGUAUCACAAAUAAUCAAGAGAACUACCAAGGGCUUAAAGGUAACCUUUGAACUUUGUUAUUUACCUGUUUCUGUAGUUAGUUUUUUGUCAGGUUGCAAAAUUCUGGUAACUUUACAGGUUUUCAAGAAUUCCAGGUUGGAGGAUUCCCAGAAUCAGGAGUGGAUAAAGAGGGAGGGAAUCUUCUAAACGGGAUUUCUGGGAAUUGGGGGAAAGUUUAUUUGCAACCCUAGCCGGAAGUAUACUUUGGGCUCCAUUUGAUCCAUAUGGGGGAAAUUCAGCACUAUAGAGGAAUUAAAGGCAAUGGUCCCACAUUUCGUGGAGACUGGCAGCGUUAACCGUGAAUGUAAUGUCGACUCCAAUCAGAAAUGACCUGUUUCCAUUUUAAUUGCGCUACAGCGCUGAACUUCUUCGGUGCAGAUUAAAUCGAGGCUGUCUAUCCAAACUAUUAGAACUGGUCUGUGUUCCAUCCUCCACAGUAAGGUAUGUGGUUGAGCAGUAUGGGAGGAUUCCAGCAUUAGUACUUUUCCUCUCAUGGAGAUAAACAACCGAAGCCUAUCAGUUCAUAAGAACAUGGUUUUAGAUAAAUUGACUACAUGAUCAUAUUAAAGUCAAACUCCGGUAGGUAUAAUGCUAGUGUUCCACGUUUUGAAAAACUCUCAAUAAGCAGCUUUGACCUAUUCUGAUGAAAAAAAAACGUUUUUAAAAUGACAUAAAUUACAACUUUAAAAUGCUUAAUCAGAUCAUUUUUGGUGGAAAAAAAUACUGACUCAAACAGAUUUGUUUUACUUUUCCAAUGUAUAAUUUUUGUUGGGGUGUCUCAUAGUAUGUGGGGAAAAAAUAUUCUGUAUUGUGACAAUUCUAUGCUGUUGUGAAAUAUACAUUAUACUGUCAGAUGUCUCUGAUCCUUAGUCCUAGUCAGGCCAUUUGAGCAUGGUGCAUGGUGAACGGGGUAUAUUAAUCAUUUGAUACUUUAGGCCAUUUACUCUGGAAUUGUGUUCAACCCCAAAAAAAUUAACUGUAUGAAAAACGUUGAGGUCGUUUGACCCUUAUGUGGGGUUUAUAUAACCUGGAGUUGAGCCUAAAUAUUGUGCCGUUUCAUUUGAAGUGAAAGGGAAGGCUGCUCCAUAUGGAUUCCACUUAUGAGUGUUUGAAAGGGAUAGCAGUGAGAUUAGGGGACCCUAUACCCUCUAUUGACUGGUUGGAAGUGUUGGUGAGCCCUAAAUACCACCCUAUUCCCUAGAGCACAGGUGUUAAACUCAUUCCACGGAGGGCUGUUUGUUUUCACUUCUUCCUUGUACUUGAUUGAGGAAUUUAGGUCACCUGGUUGUCUUAUGUUUUAGCAGAUGCUCUUAUCCAGAGAGACUUGCAGUACUGGUCCCUCGCGGGAAUCGAUCCCACAACCCCGGUGUUGCUAGUGCCAUGCUCUACCAACUAGACGCAUGGAACCUGGGUUGUCUAGGUCUUAAUUGAAAGGAAAAACCAAAAACCUGCAGACACUAGACUAGGCCAUCCAUGGAAUGAGUGACACCCCUGCCCUAUAGAGGGCACUACUUUUGACUAGAGUCCUAUCAAAAGUUGUGCAUUAUAUAGGGACUAGGGUGCCAUUUGGGACUCUAGAAGCAUUCUGAAGGAUGUUAGGCGACUGCUGUUAACCUGCCGUCUGCUUCUCGUCUAUAUGGACUUAACAUUUCCUAUGCAGUUUGGAAUAUCAAUAAAAUGGGAUUAUUGUAUCCAUUUCCUGA